CAGCGUCGCGACGCCGGUCGCACCGCUCCGCACCAAGCCACUCCGCAGCCACACCGAGGCGUCGCGUCCGUUCACGUCUAACUACUGUUCAGGACUCAUAUUAAACGCAUCACAAUCUUAGACAUAGUCGCCUUCGUCCAACAACACAAACGAGUCCGUCAAUAAAGUUAAUUGUGUUCAUUUUCGGUUUGAUAUUCUAGUAUCUCUGUUGCGUUCUGUGUGGUAACAGUGGUGCGCUACUGACUGAAGCCAAUAUUUCUCACCUUCUCUGUAGGUAAAUUCCACCAACCGCCUACUAGAUAUUUCCGCUCCUGUCCCGCUUAACAGGGAACCUAUUACGAAGUAUGUCGAUUUCGUUUCGAUGCCAGUUCGUGUUUUGUGUUGACGAGAAUGAUGCUUUGCUAACUGUAAUAUUACGUGUGUUUUGUGCAGUAAUUGGAUGUAGUAAGUGACGCAUUUCGUAAACGUCUUUGACUUGCCCCGUUAUGUUUAUCCGCAUCACUUCUAGACAGUCGGCAGUAUCCUUUCAACAGAUGUUUCUCACAGCUGAGAGAACUCCUUCGAUGGACACCACCAAUUUUGAUUUUCGGCGCCGUUCCGUGCGAGCGUGUGGAGCGACAAUGCUUGUUUCCGUCGCGAUGAUAUGUUGAUCGUUUGAACUGCGACAGAGCGACGUAGUCUCGCCGACAUUGCGCGCGCGAGGUGAACUCUUGGCCGGCGCCAAAGAGCGGCGUCAGAGAUGCGCUGAGGACCGCGAGCGGUCAGCCGUGGCCCGACGCCGUGCAGCGCGCCUAACGCGAUUCUGAACGCCCGACCGCCCCCGAGCCCUGCGCCAGCGGGCGGCGGUGACACAGGGGCCGGAGCCAGCCGCCGUGCCUGCGGUCACGGUCGAUUACUCCGCCCGGCGACCUCGCGCGAGUGGCAUGAAGUGACCCGACCUCCGCCAUGGAGCAACCGCAACGGCACGAGCGGGAGCAGAAGUCGCCGCCACCGCCGCCACCCCCGCCGCCGCCGCUGCCCUCGCAGAACGGCUCGGCAGCCCAGGAUGUGGCGGAUAAGAACGACCGAGAGAAGAGCCGGCGGCUGAUGAGUGAGGCGCUGCAGCGAGAGGACGAAUUCCUCGAGUACCUCAUGUCGCUCUCCGCCACCGCCAACGACGGAACAGCCGCCGCCCCCGCGGCGGCCGACUCGGGGUCCGCUCAGGACUCGGGGGUGGCGGAGGAGGAGGACCCGACACCGGCUACGGGGCCUGUCAGGUCCGCCUCCGCCUCUUCCCAGCAGCCGCGGACGGCGGGGCUCGACCACCUGGACAACCUGUGCAAGCUCAUGGAGCAGCUCGGUGAUCUCAAGGAGCAGAAUACGAAGCUGCAGCGACGUGUGCAGUACCUGGAAGACCUGAAGCGGCUGCAGGUGAUGCAUAAACAGCUGCGCGGCGAAGAGGGCGACGCCGGCCACGGCCAGGCGCCUGCGAGGGCGGCAGCAGGUGGGGGAGGAGCGUCGUCUGCGGGGGCGGCGGACCCCACGGCUCGCGGCCGCUCGCGCUCCGUGGGAGUACACAUUCCGCAGCCGCCGCCGCAGCAACGGCAGUCUCCGCAGAAGAGCAAGGCCAAGGUCUCCAAGUGGACCAAGGUGAAGGAGGCGUUCCGCUGGGAGCGCGCCGCCUUCGCUGACCACGGCCACCACCAGCAGCAGAGCCAGCAGCAGCACAAGAGCUCCGCCGCCCGGCUGGCCGCCGCCGCCGCCGCCACCGCCACGCGCGCCUCCCCCUCUUCCUCCUCCUCCUCGUCGGAAGACCUCGACAUCCACAUGCAUUUCUCCGAGAUCUUCCCCGAUACUGGUGGUCCUGGAUCCUCUGGAGGCGGCAGCGUCUCUGCUGCAGAGUCCCGCCGGCUGUCGUUCCCAGAGGAGGAGCACGACGAGGAGGCGCGGCGAUCCAGGAGCCUCGACGCCGACGCCAUCACCAGCCAGCUCUCCGGGAAGGAUAUGUCGCCACUCUCGAAGAGCCCUAGCGGUAAGGCCCACCGCACUCCGUGGGGUAAGGUCAAGGAUAUCAUCAUCCAGACGCGCAAAGACAGCUUGAAGCGUCGCGGCGCUGGCUCCACCGACGCACACCUCGACUCCGCGUGUGACGGCGCUAUGGACGGCAGCGCUCUGCAGUCGCAAGACGCAGACAGCUCGAAGGCGGGGCAGGCGCCGCGGCUGACGCUGACGCUGGCCUCCAGCGAGGAGCUGCGCUGGCCCGAGCACCAGUCGCCGCCGCCCCGGCCGCCGCCCAAGCCGUCGCCCUCGCCCGUCACCGACCCCGAGGACGACCGCCGCCACAACCAGCAGGGAUCCCCGCCGCCUUGCCGCAGGCACUCUUCCAAGUGGACCAAGGUGAAGAAGGCGUUCCUCACAGCCCGCCAGGAAGAUGCGGGCUCGCCUCCCUACAGCCCCCGAGACCACGCCGCCUUCGAGUACGCCGCACAGACAGGUGACGGAGAGGAGGUGACGAGCGAGAGCCUGCACGCGGAGAUUCAGCGCAGCUACGAGGAGCUGCAGCACAAGCUGAGCCUCGAGUUCCACGAGAAGCUGGCCGAGUGGGAGCGCGCGCGCCUCGCCGUCGCCGCCUCCGCCUCCGGGGCCCCCGAGGCCCCCACCGGCGGGGGCGGCGGGGGCGUGAUGGGGCUGGAGGAGCAGAACCAGCUGGUGGCGCUGGCGCUGCAGCAGCGCGCCGGCGACAAGUGCUUCCGGCGCAAGAUGGACGAGUGGGAGCGGCUGCGCCAGCAGCAGCAGCAGCACCCGCUGUCCGCCGACUUCCGCAAGAAGCUGCACGAGUGGCAGCGCCGCAAGGACGCGGGCCCGGGGGGCGGCGGCGGCGGCGAGGGCGGCAGCCCCAGGUCGGCGCGCAAGGCCAACAAGGAGCUGCUGUGGCUGGAGAAGGAGCUGCACAAGAUCGCCCGCGAGAAGCAGCGCCUCGAGCGCGAGCGCGACAAGUUCCUGCAGAGGGAGGCCAGGCUGGAGAAGAUGCGGAGCGCGAUGCGCGCCGGGCAGGAGGUGCUGGUGCAGACGUCGACGGGCAGCUUCCGGUUCCAGGGCAUCUCGGAGGCGUUCACGCGGCGCCUCUUCGAGUGGGAGCAGGCGCGCGGCAUCGGGCCAGAGGACUCCACGUUCGCGCUGCUCGACCCUCGCUACCGGCCGCGACCGCGGCAGCCCGCGGCCAUCGACGAGAACGGUGGCACCGGCCGAGACGGCGAGGGCGCGCCGCUGUCGCGCUGCAAGUCGGCGGGCAGCGUGGCAGCCACCGGCAACUUGUCGCUCACCAGGCAGGCGUCCAGCCUCUCCCUCAACGACGCCCAGCUGGAGGCCAGCGCAGCCGCCGCCGCCGCAGCUCCCCCGCUAGAGGAUGGACGAGCAGUGUCGGAGCCGCGCCUGCGCACGGACGCGCUGGAGGACGGUGAGGGCGAGGACGCGGAGGAUGGCCCUUCUGCAGUGAUCGUGGACGUGGAGGACGAAGUGGUCGAGACGGCCAGCCCUCUGGCCGCUGCGCCCGCCGUGCUGGGCCACACCCCCAUCUACUGCUACGCGCCCCGCGAGGUCACCAGGCUCAUAGACUCCAGCGGCAGUGAAAGCGAUCGCGACCGCAAGGCCAUUGGCGGCGUGUGCCGGAACGAGUCCGUCCGGACGGAGAGGAGCUACCGGCUGCUAGACGAGAACAUGGACCUGCUGGACAAGCUCAAGAACAAUGAAGACGUCUGCAGGAAACUGGAAGCGGAGAUUGAAGAGCUUGAGGCAAAGAUGGAAGAAGCCGCGCGAAAUCGGGAACAGCAGCUGCAGAACCUGGAGAAAGCAAGCGAAGCCCGCCAGGUAGCAAUGCUGAGGGCACGGGUCCGUGAGUUGGAGCGACGGCACGAGCGCCUCAAGCGGCAAGGAGCUACACUACAGGACUCGUUCGCCGCACGGUCGGAGCAGCAGGCAGCGCUGGCCUGCCACCUGGUGGGCAACAUGAAGCAGCUGCAGGUGCAGGACCCAGGCCUCGAGGACCCUUUGGCGUUCGUCAGGAACCUGUCCACGCAAGUCUUGCAGCUGUCUGAGCAGCUGGCGGCCGCCGUGAGGGAGCGGAGCGGCAGCUCGACUACAGCGGCGCGCAGACACCGGCUCGCCAGCGGCCUCACCUGGCUCUCCGCGGACGGCAUCUCGCUCUCUGCUGAUUCCCUCCAGGACGAGAGCCCUGAAGGGCGGCAGGACCUCCGGGAGCUGCCGGCGCUGCUCACCAGCAAGGUGCUCGAGCUCAAACGCGGCCUCAGCUUCCUCUGCGGAACAGACAGAUCGGGCGCCGACGCAGUCGAGGAGGCGCGGGCAGCGGUGCUUAGCCGGAGGAACGCGCGCCAGUCUCAGGUACAAGGCGCUGCCAGCAGCGGCUCCGACUCCGACGACGACGACGACGAUGACGAAGGCGACGGAAGCGUGCAGCAGGCGCAGCCAGCGGUUGGCGGCGCCCCUGCCGCCUUCUACGAGACGGAGGUCCCUCCGGCGUCCAAGGCGGGCUGCUACCGCCACAAGAAGCUGCUACGUGCGCGGCGCGUCUCGGACACGCACGUGGGCUACCGGACCACGGAGUCGCCAGGAGCUGGCCUCCAGAGGGACACGGACGAUUCCGACAACUCCGCGAAAGAGGAAGACCGGAGGAGUGCGCCGAGAAGGAGCCCGCCUAGGUCGCGGUCCAGACUCGCCGACUCCGAGGGCGGCAGUCCGCGGGCAGGCCGCGUGUACACCGAGAACGGAGCGGCACGAUACUCGGCGUGUGAAGAAGACACCGAGGAGAGCAGGCAGAGCGAGAAAGACGGCGGUCUACCCGAGCUGAGGCACAGAAUCGCGCCUCCCGAGCAACAAGAUGCAUUUAUGGAGGAGCAGGAAGAGGAGGAGGAGCAAGGAGACGAAGAAGAAGCGCCGACGAACGUUUUCGUCAAAACGACUCGGAAGAUCUUUUCCCCGGUGCGACGCGACAGCAAAGGAAAGGCGUCGUCGGUCAUCGGCUUUGUUGUCGGCGCCAGCGUCAACGGCGCCAGAGGCAAUCGUGGCUCGCGACGGGAAUCGUUGGAUUCUGGUGGCCGUGAGAAGAAGGAAGAGACUGUAGGAGCACCGAAUGGAGGUCCUGUGCCCGAAUCGCCGGCGCGAGUGGCGCGCCACACCAGGUCUCAGUCGGCAUCGCCGGCAGUGGUCCGCCGGCCAUCCACGGCGUCCAAAGAAGGCAGCUCGAGUGCAGAUACCAGCAGCUCAGGCACCACUUCGUGCGACAGCAAAGCUGUCGUCAGUGGCACCGCUCCCAAACCCCCGGAGCGACCGUCCGAGGAUCGGGAGCCCGAAGAGAAUCGGGAUGAUCCACAGGAGGAGGUUACUGAGACUGUACUGAAACUCGGUAGAACUAAGGCAACAGAACUGGCGGUUGCAGAUCACAUUCCACCUCCAACUGGGCUGCCUCCAGUGUCACAUUCUCCAAUGUCUAGCAGGCGCGGUGGAAGCGACCAGCCGAGACCACUGGCGAAGGAGACUGCGCCGAGUAUUCGCAUGAUGAUCGCCAAGUACAACAAGAACCUAGAAGGUGCGUCAGUGGAAGCGACUUGCACUGGAGGUAGCACGGGUAGUGCCGCUCCAAAUGGAACGACGGCGACUGCGGGCUCACCUGUAGCCUGGCGGUCCCCUGCUACUGAACGGAGGGUCCGCCUCCAGAUGGAGAAGUACCAAGAGGAGGUGCGACGGGCACUCGAGAGCGGCGGUGUACCCAACACGGGCACCGGUCGCCACGUGCAGAAGUCCGCCAGUGUCGGCUUCAUCCCAGCGUCGCCCGUCAGCAGGAGUGCCGGAGGUAGCCCCCGCAAACCGCCUUCUGGUGCAGCUGCGGCCGUCCAGACCAAGGGCAUACUCAAAUCGUCCAGCGCCAGUGCCAUUCAGGCGGACCUCUCGCAGAGCGCUCGAGUGUCGCCGCAGGAAAAGGCGAACGAGAGCAGCGUUUUACCUCCGCCAGCACUGUUCGAGGACUCGUCGCCGAGGCCUGAGGGAGGUGCUGCCGUCCAGGCCGUGACGCCGCAACCAGCUAGGGCAGCCUCCCAUAGCGCGUCUGCCUCGCCACUGUCUCUGCUGAGACCGUCAGUAUCGCCUGCUACGUCUAAUCCUUCGUCACCAGAGUUGGCGCAAAGGAAGAGCGCGGACGGUGGCGGCAGCGUCGGUAGCAGCCCCCCGCCGUCGCGGCUGCGCGCUCUGCGGCUGAAGCGCGCCAAGGAGGAGUUCCUGACGCGCGGCCCGGCCAGCCGCAGCUGGACCGGCAGCGCCAGCGGGGCGGAGGCGUCGCCGUCGCCGCCGCCGGCGCUCGCGACCGCCGGCUGCCGCCUCAGCCUCGCCGCCAGCGCAGACAGCUCGCCGCUGCGGGCGGCGCGGGCGGCGCAGGACGAGGCGCAGCUGCUCGUCAAGUCGGCCAGCGCGGGCGCCAUCUCGCCCACGUCCCAGCAGCCGCCGCACUCGGCCGACCGCGCCGCCUCUGCCUCCGCCGGCGCCGGCGCCGCCUCCGGCAGCAAGGCGUCGCGCUUCGGGCUCGCCAGCAGCAUCGCGUCGCGUUUCCGCAAGGUGAAGAUGCGGCGCACGGGCCGCGGGCAUGGUCAGCAGCAGCAGGGCCAGGGGGCGGUGUCGGCACUCUGCCGACAGAGCCUGCUGGUCGACCUCGGGGGCGACACAGCCGAGCGCGCCGCCGCCGCGGCCGCAGCCGCCCCCGCCACCAAGAGCUGCCCCUCGUCCCCCGUGCUGCGCCGCCCGCCGCAGCCUCCACCACCGCGGCCUCCCUCUAGCCCCACCAACGACGACGAAUCUAAGUCCUCCUGUUGGGUGAAAAAGAAAAUUUUUCGUCCGAAGUCGUAACUGUCUAUGUUUCCUCCAGUUUCUAAACAGUGCUCGAGAACGAGUUCAAAAACUUCCUCUGUGGAUACCUGCUAGCCCCAACAGCGACGGUCGAAAUCUUCCUACUGGGGAAGUCAUAAAUGUCGAGGAUUUCUUCAGGUCAUCACACAACCCAACUGUCUGGAGCCUCCUCCACUGUGUCUACCUGCUAGCAUCUCUAACAACAAGUCCAAAAUUUCCUGCUGAGUGAAAAAGAAAAUUUUUGGGCCGAAGUCAUACAAGUCAAAGUCAUAAAUGUCAAGGAUUUCUUCAGGUCAUCACACAACCCAACUGUCCACAAUGAGAUUAAGAUCUCCCAUUGUUUCUCCUGGAGCCUCCUCCACUGUGGCUACCUGCUAGCAUCUCCAACAACAAGUCUAAACUUUCCUGCUGAGUGAAAAAGGAAAUUUUUCAGCCGAAGUCAUACAAGUCUAUGUUUCAUCCAGUUACCAACCACCUGAGUGCUCUACAAUGAGUUCAAAAAGUUCCUCUGUGUCCGACACAGCUUCCUAUAGCGUAGCCACCUGCUAGCCUGAAAGGCGACAAGUCCAGAUCUGCCUACUGGGCAACAAGUUAUCACUCAGUCCAAAAGUCGACAACGAGUUCAAUAUCUCGCAGCCCAAAAGUGGACAAGUUCAAGAUCUCGCGCUGUUCUUCUGCAGCCUUUUGCACUGUGGGUGGCUACAUCCACCUCCCACGACGAUAAGUCCAAACUUUCCUAUUGGGUGAGGAAGAAAAUUCUUCAGCAGAAAUCGUAUGUUUCUGUGUAUUCUCCAGUCACCAAGCAACACAACAGUCGACGAAAUUUUCAAGUUAUCCCACUGCAGCUGCCGCAGGCUCCUCCAUCAUGGCCAGUGUAAGCCUCUCCAACGAUGGCGAAUACAAAUCUCCCACUCCAGCCAAGGAAAAAAAAUUAGCCAACGUCAUAAGUGUCCACGAUUUUUUGCGGCCACUGAUCAACUAAACUGCAACGAGUUAGACUGCCUACAGUGUAAAGCGUUUCUCUAGCCUAUGUUUUCUUGGAGCUAACAGUCACAAUAAUCACUGACAAGUACGUGAUCUACCAGUUUUGAAAGAAAGUUUUAGGUCCAACGUAUAGCUGAUUUAGUUUCGCCUCCAACCGGCUAAAGAAACGGAGAUAUUGACUAGCCCCACUAAUGACGAGGAGUCCAAAUUUUCCUGUUGACUAGAGAAGAAAACUUUACUGGCAAAUUCACAGGUGUUCACGGUAUUCUGUGUUCACCAAGCAACUCAUAUGUCGACAACGUGUUCAGCACUGCCCACUAUAUAUAAAGACUCUCUAUAUCCUAGUCUAUGAUUUCCCAGUUCCGUUAGUUAGCUUUAUCACGAACGAGUUUAUCAUCUGCCUUUGAUGAAAGAGGAAGUAUCCGAGGUGCAUCUCAUAGCUUUCUCAGUUUCUUCUCAAAUCAUUCAAACAGAAUUAGAUCCUGACUUCACGCAAUGUGAAAAAUAACAUCUGAAGGCCUCGUGAUUUUCAGCACUAGCUAGAAUCCGUGCUGGCUAAAUAAGAAACCUUCGAAUCCCAAAAUGUAGCCCUUCGAUUUUCUAUUUUUAAGUCAAAGUUAUUGAUAUGUAAAGAGGAAAAUCUUCCUCGUCCUGGACGGAAACUAGUCGUUUUCUCGUUCCACCAACAGGAAGAUUCCUGCUAGCGAAGAAAAUGUUGCUGUCUAGUUAUCCCCUUCCUCCAUCAGAACGAAAUGGAGCCAACACCUAGCGCUGUGUAAAGAGGAUGACAUGUAGACCCAACAUGUAGGGUUGUAAUUGAUAGUCAAAAUUUCCUGCUGGGUAAAGAAGCAAACGUCUUUGGCUAAAAGAGAAAUGAAAAGGGAUCAAAUUUUAAGACUCCCUGUUACGUAAGGAAAAAAUCCUUAGCUUAAAGAGGCGGCGUUCUAAUUAUUGGUACAUUCAAAAAACUUUCCCGAAUAGAGAAAUAUUAUUAGGUCAAAGUAACAACGAGCGACAAAAAUGAAGCCAUCACUUCUUACCGUAAGGAAAGUCUUCUUCAUGGGGUACACAGUAUCUAAAGCACAAAAUGCAGUUCCCAGAACGCUGUAGCCCGUUGGAGGUUUCUCUAGAAUAUGUUGAACCAUUCUGUAUAGCAAGUUUAUGACUCAAUAGAUAUAACGUGACAACAUUUAUGGCAGUUGGGUCACAUCACCGCGCUGAUGGUGUAAAAUUUGGACACUGAUGAGUUCUUGCUCAGCAUAAAAGAGUUCACAGCUGACCUCUUAUAACGCAUACCAAUAAGGUCUAUCAUUUGUUAUGUCCAAUCGGCUGUGCAUAUCCACUGAGUUGACGCAUAUGUGAAACAUAGUACCAACGCCACGGCCUGCUCUUGAGAGAAGACAGCUGCCUAACUGUUAUGAACGACAGCAUUUAUAUCAGCGUUCGUUGAGCACUGAUAACAAAGAUUAAAGGAAUGUAGUAUUUCAGGAGCGUGGUUGGCUGUUAGCGAAAGAUGACUUUUGAGGUUAUUUCAUGAAUGUUCGUGAACUGCAGUGCUAUAAUCUGACAUGAGGCUGCACUAUAAUUGUUCAAAUUUUAGGGAAUAUUAGUGUCAGUCUGAAAUGUAAUGAUUGACGACUAUCUCCUGGAUCACGCUUACUAAUGAAAAUAGUAUAUUGCAAUAGAGAACGUAUUAGGUGAAGUAAAAAAUAUGCAUGGAAGGUCGUAUUUCACAUGAUCUUCGCGCGUUAUUUGCCAAUUUUUAGCAGAAGUAACGACUUUGCCAUUGCUUUUUAUGCAACCAACGUUGAUAUGCCGCGUGUUCACAGUAUGUGAAAAGAUAUUCUGUGUAGUUUAAUCAACUGUAAUACUCCGAAGUUCCGUCCGUUACGCAGUAGAGUGACACAUUACAUUUUACAACUUCAUUGCAUUCAUCGUUGGCAUUUUGUUGAAAAAUCUGGCCUACCGUCCUCUUAAUGAUUUGUUGGAAUGAAGUAGACGCAGAAAAAUAUUAUGAAACUACAAUUCACCUUUAUGUCGGUACAAGAUGAUCUAGCAGGUGGUUACACACUCAGUAGGUUACUUAAUGAAUUCGCCAAGAACUGCUGUGAAACCAUCAGAAAUAAUAAUAAAAAAGAGACAAUUAAUCUCGAAGUUUUCAUCUACAACAAAUAAAACUGUAAUUUGAUUUUUUUCCUUCUAAUAUUGUGGCAUCAUUUCCACUUUGUUGGAAUACCUUCAACUUCUGUGACAAUACUGUGGCAACAUUUCCACAUUGCUGGAAUACCUUCAAACUGUACGACAAUAUUACAAAUAAAUCAGAUACAUGGCUGAAAUAUUUUAGUUUUAAGGACAAAAUUUGUACUGAAUAUUUGUUUGAUACACAUGUGUAAUCCUAAAGUUUGUAUGAAUUAAUGGCUGUGUGUAAGAAGUGAACGAAAUAAAUAUUUUGUUCAGUGUCAAGA
Molecule: messenger RNA, 10337 nt
Organism: Schistocerca gregaria
Lineage: Eukaryota; Metazoa; Arthropoda; Insecta; Orthoptera; Acrididae
Exons: 19
Coding region: 946-6888 (1980 amino acids)
Source: RefSeq, a predicted model, not a curated record